CCGGGGAAAUGGGCAGCGGAGGCGGGGCUCCGGCGGGGCGGGGCGUGAGCCUCACCGCCGGGACUUGACCCCGGAAGAAGGGUGUGGGCUCCGGUGCCGGUUCGGCGGGGAACUGCGGCGCACGCCUCAGAGAGCAGCAGACAUGUUUCAUUUCUUCAGAAAGCCUCCAGAAUCUAAAAAACCUUCUGUUCCAGACACAGAAGCUGAUGGAUUUGUCCUCUUAGGAGAUGUAGCAAAUGAGCAAGGAAUGGAAACACAAAGUAAAACUCCAGAGGUAGAAGGCAGCUCACCUUUGGAGACCAGUGAAGAAAACCCACCCAGUGUGAUGGGAGCAAGCCCUGAAACAGAAAACAAGGCAGGCCAGAGCCUGGAAAACAACACGUCAAUGACCGAACUCCUGAGCGACGUACCCUUCACCUUGGCCCCGCACGUGCUGGCUGUGCAGGACAGCAUCAGUGACCUUCCUGACCACUUGCUCUCCUCCAAUGUCAGUGAGAAUCUAUCACGCUUUUGGUAUGACUUCACGCUCGAAAAUUCAGUGCUCUUUGAUUCAUAAUCUGUAUGUCUGUUUAUACCUUGACAGCUUUAAAAUGAUUCUCCCCGUGUUCCUUGCCAUUUCAUUAAAGUCCUCAGAAAGCAUAUUUCUAUUAACAAUGGACUUAAAUCCUACUUUGUUAACCUUCCUUCCAAUUAUAUGAAAAUUAGACUCUCAAGGCUUUGUGGUAGGAUAAGAUUCCUUCAACUGGUCUUUUGAAAUAUAACGCAUUGAACUUCUCUUAAGGAACUGUGAAAAAGAACUGUGGCAUUUUUCUUAUUUACAACUCUGAUGCCUGUGCCUAGAAUAAGUGUGAAAUCUGGUUUGCAGGGAACUUGAAUUAUAUUACUCCCUUUCUCCUUCCACAGUGUUACACGUGGACUCAGAAAAAUAUUGGCCAGUUAGCUUGAUUUCUUCAGCCCUGAUUUAGACACUGAUGUGGAAGUAUAAAAAUUUUCCUAAAAGCAGUGGUAGUUUGCUGUUACAAGGUUACUGCAACUGUUCUGGGUGCUGCUUGUGACACAUUUCAGUUUCCCCAACCCCUGGCAAUCCUUCCCCCCUUAAAUAAAUUAUUCCCAUCUUGAAUGAUGCUCUAGCCCUUGUUGCUGCCUCUGAGUGUGCUCCUGCCAACUUUCCAAAGAACUUUUUCUGCCUUAGUGGGCAUUUAUUCUCCUUAGUGACAUUAUCUCUAGUUUACAGAGAGACCCACACUUACAUUUCCCCUCUGUUUCCUAAAGAAAAUCAUCUCAUCAGAAUAUGUCUUUGCAGAGAACACCAUUAUCUAGAUUUGUGAUGGCCAGAAUAAAGAUAAAAUGUAUUAUUGCUAGAGAAACUGAAAUUGGCUCAUUUACAGUUAGUGUGGAGGGAAAAUACCUAGUCUUGUUUUUUAGCUGUUCAUUAUUUAUCUCAAUAAAAACAAACUGCCAUUAGUUAGUAAACUAGUAAAGAAGAAAUUAUGAUAGAAUAUUUUAUAUGUUGUGGGGAAUUUCAAUUAUAUUUAUUUUGAUUAAUAGUGGUAUGACCUAUUAAUUCUGUGCCAAAUUUUAAAUAUAAUUUUCAUAGAGUGACAUAGAAAAACUGAACACUACAGAAAGGUAUAUGAUUGAUCCAAUUUUUAAUGUGUUGUACAUGUUUAAUAAAUUGCUAUAUUGUUUAAAAAAUUGAGAACUUUUAUAUUGACAAAAAUAUGCUUUAUUUAAAAAAGAAUGGUAUUUUAGGAGGUGAACAAUUAGCUUCAGUCUUUAGAUAACCAUCAUAAAAUAUCAUCUAGAAAACAUAACUUUAUUAAAGCAAAUGUGAACAUUUUAUAUAAGAUGUUGUGAAAACCUUAAUGCCAUAUUACUCUCCCCCAGCUUUCUGUAAUAUAGUUAAACAUUUCAUUUAUAUUUAUGCCUGCCAAGUUAUAAGUAUGCACUUAUAAUAUUUUUGUUUGUCUACCAGAAAUUGCUAUAUUUAAAUAUAUGUAAAUUAAAUAAACUGAUAUUUUGAUUAAUUUCAGAUCAAAA
Molecule: messenger RNA, 2040 nt
Organism: Sorex fumeus (smoky shrew)
Lineage: Eukaryota; Metazoa; Chordata; Mammalia; Eulipotyphla; Soricidae
Gene: UMAD1
Product: UBAP1-MVB12-associated (UMA) domain containing 1
Exons: 4
Coding region: 143-556 (137 amino acids)
Source: RefSeq, a predicted model, not a curated record